Lathyrus sativus (Indian pea) is the source of this 606-nucleotide messenger RNA. Lineage: Eukaryota; Viridiplantae; Streptophyta; Magnoliopsida; Fabales; Fabaceae. The record is from the annotation of a GenBank genome assembly.
AUGUUCUCAUUCACUUCUCAAGGAACAAAGUUUGACACCACACAUUCAAAGGGAAAUGGUCCACCUACUUUGCGUCUGCAUGGUCAGACUUAUCAUAGAAUUGGAACAUUACUUUUGGAGCAAGGCAAUCCUCCAAAAUACUCUCAACUGUAUAUUUUUGAGAUUGAUAAUGAGGUCGACAAUAGGAUGGAUUAUUUCAGGGAGAAUAAAAAUGUUAAAAGAGAGGUGGUUUUAGAAUUAAAGUAUAUGUUAGACAACUGUAACGUACAUGCUAAAGCUUUUAGAAUGACAAGGGAUAUGUUGAAGGAAAAUUCAUUCUUAGACUUGAAGCUGAAGCUUAUUGCUGCUAGACCAGAGGACGUCCGUGUCUAUAAUAGGCCAACUAUUUCUGAAGUUGGUACACUAAUUGUUGGUCAUAUUGUGUCAGGUUCUCAAAGAGACGUCAUUAUCCAGGCACGUGAUGGUAAUUUGAAAAAAAUAGAUGAAUUGCAUCCAUGUUACCUGGCAUGCCAAUACCCUUUGAUAUUUUUCUCUGGCGACGAUGGUUACAGGGAUAACAUACUUCAUAUGUAUAAGAACGAACAUUUAAUCAUAAGAAAAAAUUGA